Sinocyclocheilus rhinocerous is the source of this 456-nucleotide messenger RNA. RefSeq names its product UPF0061 protein azo1574-like. NCBI's taxonomy places the organism in Eukaryota, Metazoa, Chordata, Actinopteri, Cypriniformes, Cyprinidae. The transcript is spliced from 6 exons. The record is from RefSeq and is a predicted model, not a curated record. The annotation marks the transcript as partial.
GAAAAGGUGAAAGAUGGGAACUCCAGUUGAAAGGCUCAGGAAAGACACCGUACUCAAGGUCUGGUGAUGGACGGGCUGUGAUUCGCUCCUCUGUGAGGGAGUUCCUGUGCAGUGAAGCCAUGCAUUUUCUGGGGCUUCCCACAAGCAGAGCCCUCAGUCUGGUUGUAAGUGAGGAGCCUGUAUGGAGGGAUCAGUUUUAUACCGGCAAUGUCAUAAAAGAAAGAGGAGCGGUUGUUUUGCGCCUGGCCAGGUCCUGGUUUCGUAUUGGUUCGCUGGAGAUAUUAACUAGAACCGGAGAGUUAGAUGUCUUGCGGACAUUAUUGGACUUUAUAAUUAAAGAGUAUUUUAAAUCUAUUGCGAUGAAUGACCCUGACAAGUAUGUGGUGUUUUUCUCUAGAGUGGUGAAUGAAACCGCACAUUUAAUCGCUCUCUGGAUGUCAGUUGGAUUUGCGCAUG